AUGUCAAAGCGUGCGCUGUCUCCGGCGCCGCUGCCUCCUGCGAAGCGAUCGCACGACCUCACAGCCCAACGACAUCCGCUCAGUGACCAUCGGCCGCAUUCGACUUUUGACACUCUCCUCUUCGACGAGAUCAUCCUCGUCAUCUUCUCCUACCUCUCGUCCUCGGACCUCUGCGCUAUCCAACGGACGAACAGAAACUGGUCGCGCCUUUCUCUCGACAACCAGCUGUGGAAGUCCCUGUACAUCCGCGAGUAUGGCCGAAUGCGCCUUCGUGGAGUGAGAGGAUUUAUUGGAAGGGAAGACGGCCGAGAGAUGAGGCCUCUUCCGGGGAGAGCCAAGGCCGAUUCGGAGAGUUUAAAGGAUUGGAAGUGGAUGUUCAGGAUCAGCUCAAAUUGGCGGACAGGCCGCUGCUCUGUUGAGCAUCUCGACGUGGAUGAAGAUGAAGGCAUCCCGACCCAUACGAGCGACCUCAAUGAGACCAGUUUGCUUUUGACCGGAAAUGUCACUAUCGCCGCUGCUUCCACUCUCAGCGAGACUCCGAGGAUCGUCCUUUCUUCCCCUGUACACAUUCAUCACACCCUCCCGUGUCCAUCCCAGCGGCCGAACGGUCCAGUGCGCAUCACAUCCCUUGUUCUGGACCAGUCACCACCAGAAGGGCACACGGGCCGAUUCAUCGCCUUCUUAUCGUCGGGCGAGUUCGCACUCUUCAGCUUCGACCACCAGAGUCCGUCGCAGUCCCGCCGCGUCUUUACAUACAUCCCCUCGAACCCGGGCCCGCGCACAACCUCGAUCAUACAGGCGGUCUACCACCACCCCUUCCUCGUCACCCUUUCCCGCUCCUUCCACCUUUCCAUCUAUGAGCUGUCGAUGAACAGCGUCACCCACCAGCAGACACUCUCCUCAUACACCUCCUACCCACCAAGCUCCCUCGUGCUCUCCGUCCCCACCCCGAACACUUACAAGGUCGUCCUCGCCUACGCCGUGCCCGUCUACCCGGCGCACUGGUCUGUCGGCGCAACAGAGCUCAUCUUCCCCUCUUCCGGCCCAGACAGGAUGCGGGUCACGAGCACGCGCACGACGCGCGCCGUCGACGUCCCACAGGGCUGGCUCGACGAGCACCGCCUGCGCACCAUGCGCGAGCAGUGGGGCCGCAAGGUCGCGCGCGUCGCGGACCUGCAGACCGACGGCAAGUGGGUCGUCCUCGCCCCGGGGCAGCAUCUCCCCGGGGUGGAGGCCACGCCUCUCGUGCUGUCGAAUGGCGCGACGGGGCAGGAGGACUCUAGUGCGUCUGCGGUGACCUUGCACUCGGCGUCGGGCCUGCAGCUGUACCGCCUCCACCUCCCGGCUUCGGGCUCGACGUCCGCGGCGCCCAAGAUCACGUUCGUGCGCACGCUGCAUGGACAGACGGGGCCCGUGUGCGGGCUCGCGCUCGCUGACGGCCGGUGCGUGAGCCUCGGGGUGAACGGCAGUGUGUGGGUGUGGGACCUCGAGGGCGGGACGGGGACCGAGGUCGGCGCGGGGAUCGCGGAUGUCGGGCCGGACGAGGAGGACGGGGCGAGGGCGGCGGUGUGGGAGGGCGUGCGCGCGCGGUUGCUGCAGGGGACGCGGGGCGCGGUGCUGUUUGAUGAUCGACGGAUCGUGAGCGCGGGGGCGGGCGGGGUGCAGGUGCGUCGGUUCGAUAUAUGA
This is a messenger RNA of Epithele typhae, 1686 nucleotides long. RefSeq lists its product as uncharacterized. Gene Ontology annotation, biological process: protein polyubiquitination; SCF-dependent proteasomal ubiquitin-dependent protein catabolic process. The coding region runs from base 1 to 1686 and encodes 561 amino acids. Gene Ontology annotation, molecular function: protein binding. Lineage: Eukaryota; Fungi; Basidiomycota; Agaricomycetes; Polyporales; Epitheliaceae. The transcript has 3 exons. The record is from RefSeq and is a predicted model, not a curated record. Gene Ontology annotation, cellular component: SCF ubiquitin ligase complex.